Molecule: messenger RNA, 1666 nt
Organism: Gadus morhua (Atlantic cod)
Lineage: Eukaryota; Metazoa; Chordata; Actinopteri; Gadiformes; Gadidae
Product: transmembrane emp24 domain-containing protein 1
Exons: 4
Coding region: 133-831 (232 amino acids)
Source: RefSeq, a predicted model, not a curated record
UAUUGGUUGGACUUUGGUCAAGUUGUGGCCAUAAAGGUAGAUAGGCCCACUAGUAUAGUAGCAGACACAACUUAGUGUUGCUCAUACAGCGCUGCAGUCCUAAAUAGAGUGAGUUCUACUUUCAUGUAAACUAUGUGUGUAGUUGGGACAGGAGUGAAAGUCCCUGUAAAUGUAUUUUUGCUGGUAUAUUUUGCAUUGCUUGUGGAUUUGACUUGGACCCUGGGACAAUUGAGAGGCACAGGAUUCACGUUUAUAUUACCGGCUGGCAGAACAGAAUGCUUUUAUCAAACCACAUUGAAGGAUUGGACAAUGGACGUAGAAUACCAGGUAAUAGCCGGGGCCGGUUUGGAUGUCGGCUUCACCCUCCUCUCCCCCAGUGGACACCGGAUAGUCGCAGACUUCAGGAGCUCCGAAGGCAUCCACACAGUGGAAUCCGCGCAGGACGGCGACUAUCGGCUGUGUUUCGACAACAGCUUCAGCACGCGGUCGGAGAAAAUGGUGUUCUUCGAGGUGAUCGUUGACAGCCAGGGAGACCGCGGCAGAGAGGACGAGGCCUGGGGGGAGGUGGAUGCCACGGACAGUUUGGCUGAGUACAAGAUGGAGGAUAUCAGGUCGACUAUGGACUUUGUUCACCGAUGUCUAGAGAGGAGCCGGCACUUCCAGAACCUUCUGAGGACCAUGGAGGCGCGGGACCGUUACCUGCUGGAGGACAACCUGUGGAGAGUGUCCUUCUGGUCCUGCCUCAACCUGCUCGUCAUGCUGGCUGUGGCCUCCACGCAGAUCUACACGCUGCGGAGGCUCUUCGACGACAAGAAAAGGACCUUCACGUAGUCAUAGUAUUUAGUUCAGUUGUAUCUGUGUCAGUGAUUAAUUGCUGUCUUAGAUAUUGGUUCUGGCCGAGGUGUGUGUAACGUCAAUAUAGUCACAGGCCUAUUCCUCUCCUGAUCUCAGAGGUGUGAUUCUCUGAAAAGCUCUGCACCGCUUGUGUAGACACGAGUAGGAGGCCUGUAGGGCGAGGUGCGAUCUAUCCGCCUCACACACACCAUUCAGAAACGUAACACUGAAUAUGGGCAUUUGUUUAUCGGAUCUUCAAACCGACCAUUAUUUAAAUAUUUAAGAUGCAUUAAAGAACAAAUUUUGUUUUAAUAUAAUUUAAGAUGUUCAUUCUCAUUUUAUUUUAUAAUAGGCUACCAAAAUUACUCAAAAUAAAAACCUUUGUUUACCCCAGAGUAGGCCUAAAAAGUAUAAGUGGUUGAAGGCACGUAACAAAACUGCCACAAACAAGAUGUAGGUAUUUACAGAAAUGUCUAACUAUUGAUCUAAUUUGUACACAGCUGUCCUCUCUCUGGUGGAGUUUCAAGCAGGUUGCCCACAACAAGUCAGAUUUAUACCAUCAGUUACCCUUUCAGGAUCAUAGUUUGGAUGGAAAAACGUUUUACAUAAUGAAACUUCUGAAAGUUGUACAGGCACACAUUUUGACAUAAUUUUAUAACAAAUUCUAAUAUUUCUACAUCACAUAGCUUACUUCCGCAACAACCCUGUUCACCAUUUAUCGGAGACCCAUGCCUUUAUAUUGAAAUGGCCAAAUAUUAUUUAAAUAAUUGAAAAGCAAUCAUGUUUUAUAUACAAACUAAUCAACAUUUUUUGUCGCAGGAUAUAAAAAAAA